Molecule: messenger RNA, 2303 nt
Organism: Conger conger (European conger)
Lineage: Eukaryota; Metazoa; Chordata; Actinopteri; Anguilliformes; Congridae
Gene: sun2
Product: Sad1 and UNC84 domain containing 2
Exons: 18
Coding region: 321-2237 (638 amino acids)
Biological process (GO): nuclear envelope organization
Cellular component (GO): nuclear envelope; meiotic nuclear membrane microtubule tethering complex
Molecular function (GO): protein-membrane adaptor activity
Source: RefSeq, a predicted model, not a curated record
GAAGAUGUUUUGCAACCGCAAGCGCAAGAAGUCUUCCUGUGACUGUUGCUUUGUACCGUUGUCAGUAUUAUAAGCAGAAAAUAUUCUGAUUUAUUAUAGGACAUAUUUGUAUGCAAGGAACUGGUGCAUUUUACAGAUUUUACCAUCCCCUAGUUCGAUCCAUUUACGUUACCAAUUCGUUUGUCUGUUUAGCUAACGCUGGAGUUUUUUUUUUCUGACGAACGAGCUAACGGGCUAGCAAAACCAGGCUACUGACAGUGACAGUGACAGCUCCGCUGAACCACACUGCUGUCAUACCACGACGCUGAAACCGAGUGGAAAUGUCCAGGCGGAGUACCAGGCUGGUGCAGCCUGACGAUGAUGCAGCCAGCACCAGCUCCACAGCCUCCACCAGCCAGAUCUCCUACAGAGAGAGCCCUGUCAGGAUCUUUAAGAAGAAGACGGGCGGGCGCAGGACGGGGCCCUCGCGCUCCUCUGGUGAUGUCCUCAGCCAGUACAGAGACUUUGAGGAAGCCGGGCCGGAGGAUGACUGGGGCUCAGAGGCAGAGCACAGGGCCACGCCCCCGAGGAAGGUCACCUCCUCCUAUAGGACCUUCAGUGCUGAGCCCCUCCCCACUCCCAGAGGGAGCCCCGCCCUGGUCAGCAGCCUGCAGGAGGUGCAGGGCCACUCCUCUGGCUACUCCUCCUGUGAGGAAGCAUACUCCCGCCCCGGCCUCAAAUCCGCCCCGCCUCCCGCAGAAGCAGAGUUCGGGUUUCAGGAUGUGAUCCGUUCCCCAGCUCAAAUGAUGACCAUGCUGUUUUGGAAGCUUGGCUCGGCCUGGUACACCCUGACCUCUGGCCUCUCCCUGCUGGAUGUCUUCCUGCUCAGCAGACGCACUGCCGCCGUGAAAAAAGCAGUCCUUCUCUUCUUCCUUUUUGCCUUCCUGCUUCUCGCCGUAUGGUACUGGUAUCCCCACAUCUCCUGCUUCUUCACCCUGAGAGCGAUGAAAUCUACACCCGUUGUCUCUGCACCAGUCAGCACCAUCCCACAGGGCGUUGCCGUGACUCCCGGCCUGUCUGACCUCCGGGAUGAGAUCAACAGCCGCUUCCGGGAGAGAGAGGCCAGGUGGACGGAGGAGAGGGAGAAGGCGAUGCACGAGGAGGAGAGAUGGAGGGAGGAGAGAGGUAGAGAGCAGAAGAACAUGCUGAGAGAGCUCACACAGCUGAAGCAGGACGGAGACAAACUAAAGCUCUUUUCAGAGACACUGAAGACGGAAAUAAGAGACUUGCAGCAAACGGUUAAGAGUGGUGACGUUGAGCAUCGCAGCAGACUCGGGCAGGAAACGGCAGGACUGGACAGGCAGAUAUCCGACCUGAGGGCUGAACUGACCUCGCUCCACAGCGCAACAGAUUCACUGCAGCAGCGAGUGGACUCCCAGGAAGCAAAUAAUGCUAAGAUGCAGGCGGAGCUGUCCGCGUGGCUGGUGGAGCAGCUGUCCUCCGGAUCUCUCGGCGCGGGGCUGGUGAUGCAGCCCGAGCUGCAGGGGGCGCUAGAGGGCCUGGAGAAGAGGCUGCUGGACCGCCUGGCGGAGGACGGGGUGAAGAACAGGGGCGAGGCCUGGAGGAGCGUGGGGGAGACCCUGCAGCGAGAGGGGGCGGGGGCCGUCACUGUGCAGGAUGUUCAUCAGAUUGUGCACAGAGCGCUGAGUCUGUACCGGGCGGAUGGCAUCGGCAUGGUGGACUUUGCCCUGGAGUCCUCAGGUGCAAGUGUGGUCAACACGCGGUGUUCAGAGACAUACCGCACCAGAUCAGCCUGCCUCAGCCUGUUCGGAAUCCCCCUGUGGUACCACUCUGAGAGUCCCCGCACGGUCAUACAGCCGGAGGUGUACCCAGGGAAGUGCUGGGCGUUUCGGGGUGGGCAGGGCUUCAUCAUGAUCGCCCUGUCCUACCCGGUCCACAUCACCCACGUGACCCUGGAGCACCUGCCCAAAACGCUGUCCCCCUCCGGACGCAUCGACAGCGCCCCCAAAGACUUCUCCGUCUACGGAAUGGCCCAUGAAAAGGAUGAAGGCGCAUUUCUGGGCUCCUUCACCUACGACCAGGAUGGAGAGCCCAUUCAGACCUUCGCCCUGCCGGACUCACCGGAGGGGGUCUAUCGGAUGGUGGAGCUGAGAGUCCUCAGUAACUGGGGUCACCUGGAGUACACCUGUGUGUAUCGCUUUAGAGUGCACGGCUCGCCCUGGUCCACAGGAGAGUGACAGACAGGCACCUGAGUGUGUGUGAGUGUGUGUAUGUGUGUGUGUGUGUGUGAGUGAGUAAGUGAG